UGAGGGAGGGUGUGCAUGCAGAGCGGCGCUCCACAGUCAGUCAGUCAGUCGCAGUCAGGAGCGCAAAAGGAGCGAGCGGGCGAGCAAGUGGAGCAAAUGGAAUUGAUCACAGGAGUCCGACCGUUGUUAAUAUUCACCUACGUGCUCAUUAAUGGCAUCCUCGUCACCCUGCAAAGCAAAGAAGAGGUGCUUUUGGACAUGAAGGCCACAGGAGGUGAGCUGGGCUGGUUGACUUGGCCUUUCGAGCAAGGAGACAAACCCGGGUGGGAGGUGGCUCAAAAGACCCUGAACGGCUCUCAGUUCUACGCGUACUCUGUUUGCAACGUGGGCGAACGCGAGCAAGACAACUGGCUGCGCACCACCUUCAUCCAACGGCGAGCGUCCGCCUCGCGGGUCUUGGUGGAGCUCCAGUUCAUCGUACGCGACUGCAACUCCUUCGACGGCGCCUCCAUGACCUGCAAGGAAACCUUCAACCUCUUCACUUCCGAGUCGGACGUGGACGUGGGCACCACCUUCCGCAAGGGUCAGUUCAAGAAAGUGGCCACCAUCGCUCCGGACGAGAUCACCAGCAAGAACGAGCUGCACAUCAACACGGAAACGCGGGUGGUGGAGAACCUCUCUCGGAAAGGCUUCUACUUGGCCUUUCAAGACAUCGGCGCCUGCGUGGCUCUUCUGUCGGUCAGGGUUUACUACAAAACGUGCCCCGCCACAGUGAUGAGCCUGGCCUCCUUCCCCGAAACGGUGGCCGGCGGCGAGAACCAGGCCCUGAGGGAGGUCAACGGGAGAUGCGUGGAUAACGCCGUCAGCGAGGAGCUGCCUCGGGUCUACUGCACCGUGGAUGGAGAAUGGGUGGUGCCCGUUGGACAGUGCCAGUGCAAAGCGGGCCAUGAGAAAAUCCAAGACGUGUGUCAAGAAUGUCAGCCCGGCUUCUUCAAAGCGGAAGCUUCCGGUGAGACGUGUCAGCCGUGUCCUGCUAACACCCAAGGCUCGGGCUCCGGGGCUUUAAAUUGUUCCUGCAUGGCCGGCUUCUUUCGGGCCCACAGUGACCCCCCAACCGGACCCUGUUCAGGCCUCCCCUCUGCUCCCAAAGACCUCAUGGCCACCACCACACAACUAUCCGCUGGAAAACUCCUGCUUUCCUGGAGCCCGCCAGAUGACAGCGGAGGUCGAACAGAUUUGACGUACAGCGUGGAAUGCCAACGCUGCGAGGGCGCCACCUGUCAGCCGUGCGGAGACAAGAUCCACUACGACCCGUCCAGCUCCGGCCUAACCGACACCAAGGUGUCAGUGAGCGAGCUGGACGCUCACCUCAACUAUACCUUCAUCGUGGAGGCUCGCAGCGGCGUGUCCAAGCUUGCCAGUCCGGCAACGCCUUCCACCAGUGCUCUGACUACAUCUCUGCACUACACAGAACCUCCAAAAAUCACCUCCGUCCGAAUGGUGGAGAGAACGGCCACCAAGUUGUCCAUCUUCUGGGACGUGUCCCCCCGACCUCGUUUCCAACCUCGGCCCUUCCGCUACAAGCUGACUUAUCGCAAGAAGGAUGACAAUCUGGAUGUGACCACCUACACGGUGCUGAUCCUGGAGAAGAGUUCUGUCGAGAUCAGCGAUCUGGCCCCAGGCACGGCCUACCUGUUCCGGGUGCAGGCCGUCGGCAGUGACGGCAGUCCCGCGGGUUCCAGUGUGGAGGAGCAGUUUGAAACCUCAUCUGCAGAACCGCUGACUCAGACCAACCCGGCGCUCAUUUUCGGCGUGCCCAUCGCAGGCGCGGCUGUCUUGUUCAUCCUGGUCCUGGUGGUCUUCCUCCGCAGACGGAAAAGAAAUUCUCACUCCAGACAAGGACCGGAAGACGCAUACUUCUCUAGCUCAGAGCAACUCAAACCCCUGAAGACCUACGUGGACCCGCACACCUACGAGGACCCCAACACAGCCGUACUGAAGUUUGCCACGGAAAUCCACCCCAGCCACAUCAGUAAACAGAAAGUCAUCGGAGCUGGAGAGUUUGGCGAGGUGUAUCGUGGUAUUCUCAAAGUGCCAAGCAGGAAGGAAGCGGCCGUGGCCAUCAAGACGCUGAAGCCAGGCUACUCGGAGAAACAGAGGCAAGACUUUCUGGGCGAGGCUUCCAUCAUGGGUCAAUUCUCCCACCAGAACAUCAUCCGCCUGGAGGGGGUGGUCACCAAAUUUAAACACGCCAUGAUUGUGACGGAAUACAUGGAGAACGGAGCACUGGAUAGAUAUCUCAGGGACCGAGACGGUGAGAUUUCCUCCUUCCAGCUCGUGGGCAUGCUACGUGGCAUCGCCGCAGGCAUGAAGUACCUCUCCGACAUGAGCUACGUCCACCGCGACCUGGCGGCUCGCAACAUCCUGGUCAAUAACAACCUGGAGUGUAAAGUCUCGGACUUUGGUUUAUCCCGAGUGCUGGAAGACGAUCCCGAGGGGACGUACACCACCAGUGGAGGUAAGAUCCCCAUUCGCUGGACAGCUCCGGAGGCAAUCGCGUACAGGAAGUUCACGUCAGCCAGCGACGUGUGGAGUUUUGGUAUCGUUAUGUGGGAGGUGAUGGCGUUUGGCGAAAGGCCCUACUGGGACAUGAGUAACCACGAGGUGAUGAAAGCCAUCAACGAGGCUUUCAGGCUACCGGCGCCCAUGGACUGUCCCUCGGCUGUUUACCAGCUCAUGCUGCAGUGCUGGCUCCAGGAUCGCUCCAAGAGGCCGCGUUUCGGGGACAUUGUCAGCCUGCUGGACAAACUCCUACGGAGUCCAGACUCCCUCAAGACCAUUGCUGACUUUGAUCCACGCGUAUCCAUCCGCCUGCCCAGCGUCAGCGGCUCAGACGGCUCGCCUUUCAGGACCGUGUCCGAAUGGCUGGAAUCCAUCAAAAUGAGCCAAUACAGCGACAACUUCAGCUGCGCCGGCAUCGUCAGCAUGGAUCAAGUCCUGCAGAUGAAGAACGAGGACAUCAAGAACAUCGGGGUGAGGCUGCCCGGCCAUUUAAAAAGAAUCGCCUACAGCAUUUUGGGCUUGAAGGACCAGACCAGCACGCUGAGUGUGUUUGCGGUGUGAACGCCAUCAUCACAGAGACUUGAACUCAAGCACUGAAGCUGUGCGCCCCUUUGGACUCCCAAAUUGAGCUGGAGCAAUACCGCAGGGGGCAGCACCAGCGAAAACAAACAUCCUGUACUCGCGCUCGCAGCAAACAUCGGCGAGCGAUGGAGGAAAUACGCAAAAGGACUCAAGUACUCAUUCCUUGUUUUUUAAAAAAAAGAAAAAAGAAACAGCACUCAUGGAAAUGGCUUCACAUGCAUGGAGCAAACCCAGAAGGUGUGGCAGUGAGGGCAGGAGAAAGGGAAAGGCCCAGCUUCCACUUCCUGUUCAUCGGGCGAGGACGUCUGAAAGUAGCUGGAGAUGACCGAAACGAAACUAAGCUAUAAUCUUGUAAGCAAAAUGAGGCUUAUGUAUGAGGUACUCUGUAAAUAAUCCACUUUCUUUUGUAUUUGGGAAUUCACCCAAACCACUGGGAUUAAAAGAAUUUCUAAUGUAGCACUUGCUUUGAAAAUAUUGUGGUUUUUGGUUUGUUUUAAAGUGACAGGAAAUGGCUUGUUAUGCUUUUAGAAAUGAAAAGUAAUGGUGCAAAUGAGAAGGCACUCGAUCUGAUCUGCCGGUAAUGAAGAUGGAGCGGCUAACUAAGCGUUGCCAGAAUGCAAAAAAAAAAGAUGUCAAGAGGAUGAGUCUUGUCGUGGUGAGGAUGAUUUCCGACUAAAUAAUAGUUUGCCCUUGUCUAUUUUUGUAAACUCCACCCACAUUCUCGUGUGCUGUCGUGGAGAACAUGGGGAAGAAAUGCUUUGACAAUGAAGUGCCUGUUUGAUUUUGUUUUUGAAUUGAUGACUGCAAAUUAUUGUGUUACCGAUGUACACUUUUCUUGACUUGAAUUUUUCAAAUGAUCUUUUUGUAGAUGAUACAUGUAGCUUUGGAUAAGGGCUUCUUUUGGCGUUACAUAUUAUGAUGUCACUUAACAGAUCAUUGUGUACAGUUUCCGUGAUUUCUAUCCAAAGCCAUUUUAGCUUCCUCUCCAAAAAUGAUCUUUCGUCAAAGACCUUCCUUUUUUUUUUUUUUUUUUCAAAAUGUAUUUAAUAGUUUAUUUAUUUUUUACUUCUAUUUAUUCAGCCUGAUAAAACACUGAGCUUGGAUUAUAAUUGAAGGUGGCUCUGUCAUUAAAAAAGCUGUGUCGCAUAUAUAGCUGGAAUAUUCAAAGUUCAGUUUGCUUUCAUGCACAUGUGGAGCAAUAAAGUCUGGAAUCCUGAUUUUUGACACACAA
This is a messenger RNA of Syngnathus typhle (broad-nosed pipefish), 4315 nucleotides long. It is a transcript of the gene epha2b, whose product is annotated as eph receptor A2 b. The record is from RefSeq and is a predicted model, not a curated record. Lineage: Eukaryota; Metazoa; Chordata; Actinopteri; Syngnathiformes; Syngnathidae. Gene Ontology annotation, molecular function: ATP binding; protein binding; transmembrane-ephrin receptor activity. Gene Ontology annotation, cellular component: neuron projection; plasma membrane. Gene Ontology annotation, biological process: cell surface receptor protein tyrosine kinase signaling pathway; protein phosphorylation; axon guidance.